Messenger RNA from Chinchilla lanigera (long-tailed chinchilla), 1606 nucleotides. RefSeq names its product chromosome unknown open reading frame, human C17orf74 (gene Spem2). Lineage: Eukaryota; Metazoa; Chordata; Mammalia; Rodentia; Chinchillidae. The record is from RefSeq and is a predicted model, not a curated record. The transcript is spliced from 3 exons. Bases 77 to 1540 code for a protein of 487 amino acids.
GUGUCUCCAGGUACUGGCAUGAGUGCAGUGGGGGGUGGGCUGUGGGGGGGCCCAGGCGGGCCUAGGACCCCCCCCCAUGGAAAACCAGCUCUGGCAUGACAUCUUCGGGUGCGGCAAUCAAUACCAAGAAAGCCCCCAGGAUGCAGAGGACAUCCUGUUCUUGCUGCUGGGCCUCAUCAUUCUUGUCAACAUUAGCAUCAACAUGGCAACCGUGAUGUGGAAUGGGCUCCAGAAUGCCUUAGACAAGAUGAUCUAUUGGAUUAACCAGAAAAAUGAAGUCCAGGCUAGUGAAUGUUCCCCCAAAGAGCCUCCAGCCAAGACCCAGGAUAUCCACAUCCACUGCACCCUGGACCCUGUACAAGUAAAGAUGGCCCGGCCCACACGCUACUACUCUUCCUCCUGCCACGGUCUUCUCAAUUGCCACAGCUGCCGCCGCUGCCGCCGCUACCAACAGCAAAAGCCACAGAACCACAAACAGUUCCCCAAGAGCUGCCGAAUCUUUCAUAACCAAGCUUACGGCUACAAGACAUCACAGCCACGACCAGUGCCCUUUUUUGACCUGGAAGACCGGGACUCCUACCCAGAAGACUUAGAAGAUCUGUCUUCCCCAAUUCUCAAGUACCCACGUCAUCGGGGCAAAGGUGGGCUCUAUCGGCAAAAGAAUGUGCCCUCCAUUGUGGGGCUGUGGGGCCGCCAGGGUGGAAUUUUGGCUAGCUUGCCACCACCUUCUCUCUACUUGUCACCUGAGCUGCGCCGCUUGCCCAAGCGUGUAGAGGCCAAGUCAGAGCUGAGGCUGCAGUCCUAUGGGCCCCAAGGCUCACAAUCCCGAGCUUGCGGCAAUGUGGAGGCCAAGCAGUGCACCACUUCUCCACUACCUACCCGUCGGCUUCCCCAUAACUCUUCCUGGGUCCCUGGGAGGCAGAGCCCUUACUCUUCAAGGGGCCAUGUACUAUGUGACACCUGGGAUCAGCGGCAGCGUGGUAUGGAGAGCUCUGAGCCCCCACCUUCCUUGAUGUCCCGAAACCCCUGGCCAGAGGCCCAGGCCUACCAGGAGCACUGCUCCCCACAGUUCCAGGGACGGAGCCUCCUUGGCCACACUCACACCCAGCCCAACCACAGCCCGCAUCCAUCUACGGGACACUUAGGUUUCAGCUCCCGGGAUGCCCAUGAGAUACGGUACCGGGCAGCUGACUGGGCUGAGGCUUUGCCGGCUCGGCAACCUCUGACCACCUCCACCUCCCUCACGAUGUUGGGCGAAGCCUCCUACCAACGAGCCCCAGCUGCCAGUUCAGCCUUGCCUCCUCCCUCCUCCCAGCUCCUGCCUGAAGUUAGCCAGGCUGUUGAUCCCACCCCACCCUCAACCACAUUUGUCCCACUCAGACGGAAUCCAGGGGGUAAUGCCAGCUCCCAGGUGUAUGACAGCCUGGAGCUGAAGCGGCAGGUACAGGAGAGCAGAAUACGAGCCAGCUCACUGCCACUACCUUCCACCUCAACCUCCAGGCCUUCUCUACACCGGAACAGGACUGGGAAAUUUAACUGACUAGCAGGUGAAAGUGGGUGGUAGGACAGUGUAUGGAGAGAGGAAUAAAAAAUGGAGGCCAGGAAA